GUUGAAUAUACACCACAAACAAGAAUUUACGACAGUAAUUGUUAUAAAAGUUAAAGCCUCUAAUUGAGUUGCAGGAUAAGACGUACGGGUAUCAGCACAUAGAAUACGAAGCGGGCGCUCGACACAGAUAUAGCACAUUUGAGCCCUUUGGUACUUGAGAAGAACCCUACAACAUUGCAAAGGCAAACCACAACUUCAUUUCCAAUACUUUAUACAACCUUUUUAACCCUCUGUACCACAUCUCGACUAGUGGCACCAGGGAAACAGGCGAUUAGUGAUACACACACCUGUGGAUAGAUCUGAUCAAUCUCAAAAACAACCUUUUCAAUUCCUCUAUAAGGACCCCUUGAAGACGGUCUUGUAUAUUCUUUACCCCCCCCUUCUCCCUAGAGUGAGUGUUUGAUACCGCCGUGUGGAAUACAAAACAAAAUCACAUACUGAGUCUAUACGAAUCCACCAUCAUGGACAAACAAAUAUAUUCUGCGACAUACUCGAAUGUUCCGGUAUUCGAGUAUGUGACUAGUGAAGGGUCGGUGAUGCGCAGGAAGCUGGACUCUUGGAUCAAUGCCACUCAUAUUUUGAAGAUUGCACGGUUCCCAAAGGCCAAGAGAACUAGGAUAUUGGAGAAAGAUGUCCAAACAGGUACACAUGUGAAAGUUCAAGGAGGUUACGGGAAAUAUCAGGGAACUUAUGUGCCGUUGGAGUUUGGUGCUGAGAUAGCGAAGAAUUUUGGCAUUUAUGAUAUUUUAAAACCUAUUUUCGAAUUCCAAUACGUUGAAGGAAGAUCACAAACACCCCCACCAGCACCAAAACAUAGCCAUGCAUCUGCCUCGAAUGUUGCCCGGAAACAAGUGGCAGCAGCCGCAGCGGCGGCUGCUGCAACGUCAAGUGGACUGGGAGGUGCUGUAGCAGCCAGAAAGACUAAAAGUAUGCCUGCAGUAUCAAGUGGCGACCCACCAAGGAAGCGUGGAAGACCAAAGAGAGUGGAUACAACAUUGCAAAGUGUUGCCAGUGGUGUGUCACAUAAACCAGCAGUGUUAUCGAGAACGGAUACAGCCCCAAUCAAGGCUGAAAAGGGACCUAGUAUUGGUACUUUCAAUAAUUCUAGAAGCAAUAGUCUGUUGGGAGGUCGAAAUGGUCCUAUUUCAAGACAAGAUACAGAUCAAGAUGCACUCCAAUUGAUGGUCAAUAGCUUGAAUGUUCAAAACGAUGACUUGGAAGUUGCAGAUAAAAGUAGCGACGACGAAAAUCAUAAAAAUGAUAUUCAUAGACAAGUGAUAGUACAACAUGACACAUCGCUUGAUGAUGAUGAAAAUGAUGAAUUAAUGACCGGGAAUGAACUUUUCGGUAGUCCAAGAAAUUCUUUCGAAAAGAUUGUACAAUCUCAUAACAGUCAUAUUAAUGGAGGGGUACCGACCUCUUUUACAUCCCCAAAUGAUCCAUAUGGAUUACUGCAAUAUCAUCAUUCUAUCUCACACAGUAAUAGUUUGGUAGAGCAACCAACUAUCUCGUCUGCGGUCGUAUCUGCCACAAGAACAAGUUCAGCAAUAGAUAAAGAUGCUCAACAAACCAAUGUUUACACCGAGUAUUUUACCACUCUUUUGAAUUUCUUUUUAGAAGAUACUAAUAAUUCCAAAAUACGUACAUUGGCAGCUGCAUCUUCUUCCACUCCAUCCACCAGCUUACAUAGUACAGCUGGCCCAUUACCUUCGUCAAUGACUCACCUUGAAGAUAAUACCAUACCAGAACAUAUCCUUAACCCGCCACAACCACUUGCUAAAAUACGAAUAGAUCAACCGGUUGAUAAUGAUGGGAAUUCUAUUCUCCAUUGGGCUUGUGCCAUGGCUAAUACCAAUAUGAUUGAAUUCCUUUUGGAAAUCUUUCAAGAUUCAUUGAGUGCAACGAUAAAGAAUAACGCUGGCGAAACACCAUUAAUGUUUCUUACCAGAUUUAGUAAUAGUUUCCAAGUGAAAAAUUUUCCCACAUUGUUGGAUUUAUUAUUUGAUUCAAUUCUUUCAUUGGAUAAUAAUGGCAGAACGGUAUUACAUCAUAUUGCUCAAGCAUCUAGUAGCAAUGAAAUCCCUAAAAUUGACUCGAAUCAAACAACAAAUUAUAAGAAGAAUAAAGAAAAGUUUACCAGAUAUUAUAUGGAAACUCUUUUCGCCAAAAUCAUUGAGUUUCAAGAAUAUCAACAGAAUAAUCUGAGAUCUGGUAGAACUGAAUUAAUUGCAAAAGUUAUUAAUCAUCAAGAUAUCAAUGGGAACACCGCAUUUCACAUUGUUGCAUAUAAUUUGAAUAAAAAAUUGAUUAAAGUUUUCAUCAGUUAUCAUAAGUAUAUUGAUUUUACUUUGAAGAAUUUGGUUUCAUAUACAGUGGAGGAAUAUUUAGCAUCUCAUAAUUUUGUGUUGAGGUUAGGAACAAAUGAAAUUAGAGAUUAUAAGGAGAUUGAACAGGGGAAUUCCGAGGCAAUUAGUGGUCCUGGAAAUGGCAAAACACCAAGUUUCGAGAAUCAACUUCAUGUAAGUAAAGCUGCAGUCAAUUCAAUUUCAUCAACUACUGGUCUUCUAAAUGAAAAAUUAGUAGAAUUGGCUUAUUCUAUUGAUAAGGAAUUAUCUGAAAGAGAUAACAAGUUAUUGAUUUAUUAUAAACUUUUAAAUGAUUUAAAGAUGGAGAAAUUGAGUACUCAAAAAUAUAUAUUGAAGUAUUUCAAACUUGAUCAAUUAUUAGAUGAUCCAGAGGAGGAAGCAGCAGCGGUAGCUGGAAGUAACGAUGAAUAUCAUGAUAAGAGAGAUAAGAUAAUCCAAGAUGAAAUCAAUAGAUUGGUGAAUGAUUUAAGUUAUGAAUACUUGAAGAGAAGAGAGGAAUUAGAAGUUAAGAUGAGAAAGUAUAAGAAUAUUAUUGGGGUAAUUCAUAAAGCUAAAAUCUUGAAAUUGAAAGAAGUUGAAGGUGAAUUUGUUAAGGAACAAGUUGAAAUUUUAGAUAGCCCACAAGAAAGAGUGAAGAGGAGUAUUGAAUUGCAACAAGAAAUCAUCAAGAGAAGAAAACUUGAAACUAAGAUGGUUGUACAACAACUGACAGUCCCAGUUCCAGUUAUGGAACAAGAAGAACAAAAGGAAAAUCAAAUACAGCAAGGAGAAAAGGGAACAUCUAUCGUAUCUCGAUAUUCCAAGGAUGACAAACUCAGUAAAUAUUGUAAGCUUAUCUCACUCUGUUGUGGGAUGAACUUCAACGAAGUGGAAAAACUGAUUGAUCUUAUUGAACAAUCUCUUGCCAAAUCUAUGUCUGGAAAUUCCAUGGCAUAGCUAUUGUAUACUAUGUAAUAUACCAAAAAGGCUCUCGAUGGGUUAUAUAAAUAUAUUUGGAGAAUACGGAAAUAAAUAAGACGAG
This is a messenger RNA of [Candida] anglica, 3387 nucleotides long. Lineage: Eukaryota; Fungi; Ascomycota; Pichiomycetes; Serinales; Debaryomycetaceae. The record is from the annotation of a GenBank genome assembly.